This is a messenger RNA of Ahaetulla prasina, 4904 nucleotides long. RefSeq names its product ecto-NOX disulfide-thiol exchanger 2 (gene ENOX2). The transcript has 15 exons. The record is from RefSeq and is a predicted model, not a curated record. Gene Ontology annotation, molecular function: RNA binding; protein-disulfide reductase activity. Gene Ontology annotation, cellular component: plasma membrane; external side of plasma membrane. NCBI's taxonomy places the organism in Eukaryota, Metazoa, Chordata, Lepidosauria, Squamata, Colubridae. Gene Ontology annotation, biological process: ultradian rhythm. Bases 1550 to 3523 code for a protein of 657 amino acids.
UUCCUUCCCGUAUUCAUGCUGUUCAAUACAGUGUAGUAAAUGCUUCCCGUGCUUUUAAUAAGCCACCCAAAAUUCCCAUACAUGAUAGCAGCAGCAUAAGCAGGAUACAUUUUUUGAUCUUUACAUUGUGAAUUCUGCUAGCAAAGAAAAAAAUAAACAGCUGUGCAACGGGUAUUUUCUGCACCACCCAAAUCCUGUUUUCUAAUUUAUACUAAACUUUGCACAUCUGUUGAUCCAUAGAGCUGGAUUUCUCAUGCUCGUUUUCCACUCCAGGGAAAUCCAUGGGGGGGGGCGCGCGUGCAGAACCCCGGUUUCGAAUGCUGAAUUUGCAAAUUUAAAUUCGGUGAAUUGAAUAUUGAAUUUCACCCUGAGAAGCCGUGGGUCUUUCGGGCUGUCAAGCUCGGCCUUAGUGUUGUGGUCUGCCGGCAGCCUGCGGAGCUGGCAACCGAGUCGGACAGCGAUGUGGCCAAGAAAGAGCAUGGGCCAGUCCUGGAGGCUGGGGAAGGCCCAGAUGAAGGCUCUGCAUCGGAGGCUGAGGUGGGGCCAAGGCAAUCGGGGGUGGUGGUGGUGGUGGUGAGGUGCAGACUCCAGAAGCUCCAGAGGCUGACAGUAGUGAGGCAGAGGAACAAGAGGAGCCUGUUCCUAAUACACGCAUGAGAAGAGCUGCCAGAAGGCAAGAGCAGCUCAAGCAAAAAGGACGACUCGGGAGAAGGGCCAAGAGAUGAUUGGCCCCUCCCAUAAGGCUUAAAACCGACCAUCAACGACGUUUGGGCUUUGCCGGAAAACAACAUUGAUAGCUUCAUCUUCUUGCAUUUAUUUUUGUAUCGGUGACUUCUGAACGUUUGCCAAGAAAGGCCUUUGGCAGUUUGCCUAAUUGGACCAAGGUUGGUGAUAGGACUGAGGAAUUUGUGUCGGGAGGAAUUUGCUUUAAUUUAGUUGAACGAUGCUGGGAAUGAAGUAAUUCUCAGCUAUUCGAAUAAAGUUUGUUUUUUUUCACUGACUGAGUUUCCUCCUGCCUACUUGGGUGUAGGACACAACUCUUAGUUUGUCUGUUAAGGUGACUGCUUGCCAGAUGACCGAGCGAGAUCGGGGCUGGCCACCUGCGGUUCCAUCUUUCAGCAAUUUUGAGGCCUGAAACCAAAUCCUUUGCAGAUUCACAGAUAAGCAUGCUGUUAAUUGCUUCGCCACCUGCUGUCUUGAGUGUCUUCUUCGCAAUAGACCAGGACUCAGUCUGCAAAGUAUCACGGAUUGGUAAAUGACAAGAACAGGUGCAGAACUGGGCAGCCGGUCAGUUGUUUUUUUUUAAAAAAAAGUCUCCUACCUCCUACUCUUUAGCAUCCCGGUUUUUCCAGUUGGCUGCUAUCGUUGGGACUUUAUUGACGUUAAGCUCUCCUCUUGUUACUCUUAUUCCUGGCACUUGGGUUUUUCUUGAGCAGAGACUUGAUGUGGCACCCGAGGGUUCGCAGUGCAAGUCCUCCUGGGCUAUGUUUGCGUGUUUGUUGAAUAUAUUGCAAAAUACUCGCUUGGACGGAAGGGUUCGCUUGGCCCCAUGUUUGUGGUGCAGUUCACAGGGCUAAACCCGCUGCCCUCCGACCUUGGUAUCAGCCACCCCCUGCCACCAAGCAACAGGGCAGGAUUUGCUGAAAAUGAAGGGAAGGCAAGCCAGAAGCGGAAGCCGGACAACAUCCAAACGCUGAAUCUUGACUCUCCUCCGAUGGACUUGGGCAUGUCUGACGCAGCAGCCUGGACCACCGCGAUGAAUAAUUUAGGGAUGGCUCCAAUGGGAAUGACAGCAGAUCCCCCUUUACCUAACUUCGACCCCGCCCUGGGAAUGAUGACGGGCAUCCCGCCGAUUAAUCCCCUGAUGCCUGGCUUGGGAAUUGUGCCACCGCCCAUCCUGUCCGAUAUGCCGGUGGCCAAGGAGAUCGUUCACUGCAAAAGCUGCACGCUCUUCCCACCUAAUCCGAAUCUUCCUCCUCCCACGACAAGGGAGAGGCCUCCUGGGUGCAAGACGGUGUUCGUUGGGGGGCUGCCAGAAAAUGGGACCGAAGAGACCAUCGUGGAGAUUUUUGAGAAGUGCGGAGAGAUCAUCGCUCUUCGGAAGAGUAAAAAACACUUCUGCCAUAUCCGUUUUGCUGAGGAAUAUAUGGUGGAUAAAGCAGUUUAUCUGUCAGGUUAUCGCAUCCGGCUGGGUUCCAGCACCGACAAAAAGGAUACGGGACGCCUCCAUGUGGAUUUUGCUGAAGCCCGGGACGAUCUCUACGAGUGGGAAUGCAAGCAGCGGAUGCUGGCUAGAGAAGAGCGCCAUCGCAAGAGGAAGACGGAAGAGCGAUUCCUCCCGCCUUCCCCGCCUCCCGUGGUGAACUAUUCAGAUUAUGAGUGCAGCCUGGUGGUUGAGAAGCUAAAAGUGGAUGCCAAGUUUUUGGAAGCCGUCCAGACGUUGCUGGCCUGGCUGGAGAGGGGGGAAGUGAACCGGCGGACGGCCAACAGCUUCUACACCAUGGUCCAAUCGGUCAACAGCCACAUCCGCCGGCUGAUGAAUGAAAAAGCGGCCCACGAUAAGGAAAUGGAGGAAGCUAAGGAGAAGUUCAAGCUGGCUUUGUCGGGGAUCCUUGCUCAGUUCGAGCAGAUCGUGGCCGUGUACCAUUCUGCCUGCAAACAAAAGGCCUGGGACCAUUUCACGAAAGCGCAGCGUAAGAACAUCAGCGUGUGGUGCAAGCAAGCCGAGGAACUCCGUAACCUUCACAACGAUGAACUGAUGGACAUUCGCAGAGAGGAGGCUAUGGAGAUGUCUGAUGAUGAAACAGAGUCACCUGAGAUCAAAGAAACCGAAGAGUCAGUUUUAGUUUCACAAACAGAAGCGCUGAAGGAAGAAAACAACAGCUUACGGUGCCAGCUGGACGCCUACCGAAACGAAGUCGAGCUCUUGAAGCAGGAGCAGGGCAGAGCGGGGCGAGAAGAUGACCCCAGCAAGGAUCAGCAGCAGCUGAAAAUCCUCCAGCAGACUUUACAAGGAAUGCAGCAGCAUCUUCAGAAACUGCAGCAGGACUGUGAAAGAAGAGAAGCUGAAUUGGAAAAAGCGAAAGAAGAAAAAUUACAGCUUGACAAAUUGCUUGAGAGACUGAAGGAAAAGCAAGAACAGGCAGCUGGAUCUGACAGAGAGAAAGACUCAACGGAAGCUGAAGAUCAAGUAGACAGUGACUUGUCAAGCAUUUGCUCAAAGAGUCCAGAGAAGGAAAGGCUGCUUGAGAAAGGACUUCACUGCAACCCUUUAAGAUUGGAGAGGGAAGCUUUACUAGUGGGGAUCAUCUCAACAUUUCUGCACGUUCAUCCUUUUGGGGCAAGCAUCGAAUACAUCUGUUCCUACCUCCAGCGCCUGGACAGUAAGAUUUGCGCCACUGAAGUGGAAAACCUCAUGACACGACUCCAGCAUACUUUCAAACAAGAGAUGAACGGGGUUGGAGCCAGCCUAGAGAAGAGAUGGAAAUUUUGUGGUUUUGAAGGAUUGAAGACUGUCACCUGAACUUGAAGCCAGGAAUCCUUUGAACUCUUUAACAGAAUGUGCAAUAUUUGCAGUACGCAUAGAUACACGUUUCCGUUUGGGAAAACCGGUCCUUGAACUGCAUCAAGAAAAUUGGGGGCCGGUUUUUAAGGACUGUAAGGUUGUGGUUCUUGUUUUGUUGGUUUGUUCAUUACGCUAACGAGUCCUUUUUUCAAAGGAUUGCCAUGCACAACCUUGGGUUGAUACUGACCCUGUCUUUUGGAUCUUUGAUACUUUUUACAAUUCCCAUUGGCUAAAAACAUUUUAAUAGUUUCUUUGAACAUGACACACUCAGGCCUCUGUUUAAGGUUUUUACCAUUGAGAGCAGCUAAAAGAAAAUCAAUAAAGCAUUCAAUGACAUUGGAGACAUUUCUUUCCGGCCUCUCACAUCGUUUAAUAAUAUAGAGGUGCUCAAUAUUUAGAAGCAGAAAUUCAUGCAACAUUGCAACAAAAAUGUGUUGUGCGCAGUCCGUGUGGUUGGAAGAAAUAUCCAUCUGGUUCAGCUCCAAGCGGGGAGAAAGACACUGGAAACAUGGAGGCUGAUUGGAAAGAUGGUUUAUUGAUGAACAGGUCCACAUGGGUUUGAGGUCCUGGGCAGCUGACGAAUUGAUUUGGUGCAGGAAUGAAAUCCAGCAGGUUCUGACAGGUUUUGGAGAACCGGUAGCAGAAAUUUUGAGUAGUUCGGAGAACUGGCAAAUACCACCUCUGGCUGGCCCCAGAGUGAGGUGGGAAUGGAGAUUUUGCAGUAUCCUCCUGGAGUGGAGUGGGAAUGGAGAUUUUGCAACAUCCCUUCCCACAGGAGUCAGGAGAGAAUGGGGAUUUUGCAGUAUCCUUCCCCUGAAGUGCGAUGAAAAUGGAGAUUUUGCAGUAUCCUUCCCCGGCCAUGCCCACCAAGCCACUCCAUGCCCACCAAGCCACGCCUACAGAACCAGUAGUAAAAAAAAUUGGAUUUCACCACUUGUUUGGUCAGUACAUGGAUUUUUAUACAGUUCUGCAGCAUUUUGUAAUUUAGAGGCUUGUUUUGUGUAUUUUGUUAUUUGGUUUUAAUUAGUUUGUCUCAGGAAAGCAAUGAGUUGGGGUUUUUUAAUCUUGUUUAACAAAUGUAAUUAAUCCUAGAUGCUGGCUUCCUUGGGUUUUUAAAAUCCUGCCUUGAAUGGAUUAUCAAAUCUGCAUUUUUAAAAGUUGGCCCCUUAGCUUCUACUUGGGGGCAGAGAGCUGAGACUCGUGUUCCUCCUUUAGGGAAAAUAUAAUAUUCUGCCUUUUUUAAUAUUUCUCAAAAUACUUCAUUCUUCUAGGAGGGGUGGGUGCUAACUUUCUACAGUGUCAAAAGAGUGAAGAUUUCAAACUUGUUUAAAUUUGGAGU